Molecule: messenger RNA, 2094 nt
Organism: Naumovozyma dairenensis CBS 421
Lineage: Eukaryota; Fungi; Ascomycota; Saccharomycetes; Saccharomycetales; Saccharomycetaceae
Exons: 1
Coding region: 1-2094 (697 amino acids)
Biological process (GO): coenzyme A biosynthetic process
Cellular component (GO): phosphopantothenoylcysteine decarboxylase complex
Molecular function (GO): phosphopantothenoylcysteine decarboxylase activity; FMN binding
Source: RefSeq, a predicted model, not a curated record
AUGACCCAGCCAAUAGAUGAUAAGGAAAAGGAACUGGUCUCAAUAAUAGCAAGGUCCGACAGUAACGUCAGCAACAGCAAUAUUAAUAUUAGUACCAAUACCAAUAUUAUGGGGCCACCACCAACUUCUUCUGUUGCCGUUAGAAGUACCGUUCAAAAUGAUUUGGUGCCUACCAGUACUAACAACAACAAUACAAUACCGACUCAAGGAGGCAAUACUCAAAGAUUGGCAAGUAAUGGUAGUGUAAUAAGUCCAACGUUAUGUUCUCAAACUACUAAAUCAAUCAUGAACGUUAGUGGUACCUCUGGUGCUGUAGUUAAUAAUACUCCAGAACCUGGUUUGAAAAGAAUCCCCACAGUAACUUUCCAUGAUCCUAAAUUUUCGGCAUCAGUAUCUCUGAUAUCAAACCAGGUACCAGUGAAACCUGAAACCCAAGAUAUUAAUGAAGUUAAUAUCGUGGGUCCAGGUGGUAAAUUAAGUAAACUUAAUACUACUAAGGUAACAAGUCAUGAAAAUACAAUCGAUACUCCAUUAACUAUGUUAACAAGUCCCACAUCAAUUUUAUCUAGUUCAAAUACAUCAAUUGCUACAACAACAACUUCAAAUAACAAUCUAAAAGAUUUAAACAAGCAAAAUAUAAAUAUGACGAAUAAAGGAACGCUUGAAUCGGUAAUGGCAGACGCGUUUACCGCCGACCAUCCCCAUUUCAUCGUGGAGGACUCAUUACAUACCCCAACAGCAAUCAGAUCAAGAUCCAACAGUAAUAGUACUAGUCCACCUGCAUCAAUCAUGAUGAUUCAAACAAAUGGUAGUCAAGGGAAAUUAGAUAGAGAAGCUUCCAUAAUUUCAAGAGUUAGUGAACCAACUCCAUUAGAAUCUGUCCUUGAAGAGCCUACAAACCAUUUAUCUGUUUCUACUUCUACGACGAUGAUAAAAGAAAACAAACCAACUGAGCCAAUGCUUCAGAAAAAAAAUCUAGAACAAAAUAAGAAUAUUACUACUACUACCACUACCAAUGCUUCUGCGGGUCCUCAAUCAGUAGCACCAAAUAUUCCCAAGAGAGAAACAGGGAAAAACAUUGAACCAAGAUUACCACAAGAUGAUGGUAAAUUACAUAUAUUAUUCGGUGCAUGCGGGACGUUAUCAGUUUUCAAAAUCAAAGGGAUGAUUAAGAAAUUGGAAGAAAUUUACGGUAGAGAUAAAGUUAGUAUUCAAGUUAUUUUGACUGAGGAUGCUACGAAAUUCUUCACGAGGAAAUCCGUGAAGAAGAAUUGUAACAAUAACAAUAGCAACGCCAAUAUUAUGAAUAAUAAUGAUUGUAAUGAUAUUGCAAGUCCAAAUGAUAUUGUACGAAGAACUGGAUCUGAAGCAUCGAUGAUAUCAAGGGUAAGUUCCACUAGUGGUUCACUUCCGAGUACACCAAUGAUACCAUUCAAAUCCUCGUCGUCACCCACAGCAAAGAUUGAGAUCCCACCUCAUAUUCAAUUUUGGACAGAUCAAGAUGAAUGGGAUGUAUGGAGACAAAGAACAGAUCCAGUGUUACAUAUUGAAUUACGUCGUUGGGCAGAUAUUCUUGUUAUUGCACCAUUGACUGCGAACAGUUUGUCAAAGAUUUCAUUGGGAUUAUGUGAUAAUUUAUUGACUAGUGUUAUUAGAGCUUGGAAUCCAAAUUUCCCAAUUUUUUUAGCACCUUCAAUGGUUAGUAGUACUUUUAAUAGUACAAUGACUAAGAAACAAUUAAACAUUAUUAAUGAAGAAAUGCCAUGGAUAACUGUUUUUAAACCAUCUGAGAAAGUUAUGGAUAUUAAUGGUGAUAUUGGUCUUGGUGGGAUGAUGGAUGGUAAUGAAAUUGUAGACAAGAUUGUAAUGAAACUUGGUGGAUACCCUGAAGAUGAAGAUGACAAUGAUGACGAUGACGACGAUGAAGAAGAAGGAGAGGUAAAGAAUAUUACGGAUACAGAAGCUGACGAUGAUGACGACGAGGACGAGGACGAGGACGAUGAUGAUGAUGAUGAAGACGAGGAUGAAGAUGAAGCGGCACAACAACAAGAAACAAAUAGUUAUCUAGAAGAAGAUAACACUGUAAAUAUAUAG